UUGCCUUGGACCGACGUCUAUGUCUUGUCCGCCGCGUUGUUGGGUCUGGAAGACGGAUGGCAGAGAGGUGGAUGCUCCGAAGAGCUGCCACGGAGGGGUGGUGGGGGGAAUCACCUCCGUCACCCCCACCCUCUCCGCCCGCGAUCCGUUGAGGGGCUGUCCCCAGGGCACCACGGCGAGCAUUACUGCGGCCGCCGCUAAAGCCGCCGCCGACCCGAGAACUCGCCGAGGCGACACGGAUAUCGACUAGUCGAAGUCCGAGCGCAUUUCUGUAGCCAAGGUGAUGAUGGCCAACGCCUUGGCAUCGCUCGCCCGGGGUAGAUGGAGCCUCGCUGGCCAGGCCAUGACCAAGGCCGACGAAGAGUCCAGAUUCCCCCAUGGUGCCUUGGAGACCGUCAACUCCGUGGUCGGGAUGACACCUUGCAGGACCCUUGCGCCUUCAUCGGCCUUGGAUAUGGCGUGGCCAGCGAGGCUUGAUUUAGGGCGAGCGACACCAAGGCGUCAGCCCUCGUCACCUUUGCUUUCGGAAAUGCGCUCGGACUUGCGCGAAUCGACGUCCCAUGUCGUCUUGGUCCAGUUGAUUGGUGUGAAACAGGAGGUGGCUGCUCCAAGAGCGGUUCCGGAAGGGGCAGUGGGGGGAAUCACCGCCGUCACCCCCACCGCCGCCGCCCGCUAUCCGUUGAGGAGCUGUCCCAAUGGCAUUUGUGCUGGGUAUCACCGCGGCCGCCGCAACUGCAGCCGCCAACCCAAGAUAUUCGCCUCACACACCUUUCCCCCCCCUCCCUCCUGGUUCCAUGAUCUUGAGACACGCUCGCUUGUGGGACGGAGGGGAAGAAGUCAUGUUGUAUGUCCUGGGAAUUCGUGGAGUCAUGGUGUGGCAUACUAAGCGGUGGUGCAGGUGGUGGUUCUCGUGGUGGUGGUGGCCGCCAAUGGUGGUGGCACCGGUCGUGGCGGUGGGGAUGUUGAUCAUUAAGAAAGCGAGGGCGAUGUAGGUGUUCUUGGUUGUAGCGGCGAAACGUGCUGGCAGCUACGGGUUGUGCAUGGGUGGGAUGGUGGUGAACGUGACUCAACACGGCAGUCGACGGUGCUUGCCAGAUGGAUGGCUGGCGACAAUGGACACUGCUGCAGGGGCGGUUCACCGACCAGGGCCAUGGCCUGCUGGUGUAGUACCAUUUGUCACCGGCCCCCAAUCUGGCAAGCAGCGUCC
Molecule: messenger RNA, 1207 nt
Organism: Ectocarpus sp. CCAP 1310/34
Lineage: Eukaryota; Phaeophyceae; Ectocarpales; Ectocarpaceae
Source: the annotation of a GenBank genome assembly